This is a messenger RNA of Pecten maximus, 576 nucleotides long. Its product is annotated as methylmalonic aciduria and homocystinuria type D protein, mitochondrial-like. The record is from RefSeq and is a predicted model, not a curated record. Bases 47 to 547 code for a protein of 166 amino acids. The transcript is spliced from 4 exons. Gene Ontology annotation, cellular component: mitochondrion. Gene Ontology annotation, biological process: cobalamin metabolic process. NCBI's taxonomy places the organism in Eukaryota, Metazoa, Mollusca, Bivalvia, Pectinida, Pectinidae.
UAUUUAUGACUUUUAUUAUGUAAAGUCUCAGGAAGAAGACGGUUUUAUGACAGAAGAUUCCCAUAUUCCUCUUCCAUCAGACAGACUGGAAUAUAUUGCCCAGGAAUGUCCCGACAUCAUGAAAGUGGAUUUUAAAAACCUUUUCCCUGGUCGUGACAUAAUGAAUGGUACUCUGACACUUGUGACAAUCAGUCAAAGGACAGACAAUGAUAUGAGUAUGUGGAAUACAGAUGUGGACGAAGAAAGGGAGGCACUGUUGGCAGCUUUUAUUCAGGGUGCAAAGGAGAUUUGUGAAGCUCUGGAGAGUGGAGGUUACUGGGCGGAUUUUAUAGAUCCUUCGUGUGGAAAACCAUUCCUUGGUCCUCACACAAAUGCCACACUGUUUGAAACUGAUGAAGCAUAUCGUAAAUUAGGAUUUGAAAUAGAAGAUUUAGGGUGCUGCAAAGUUAUAAGGCACCAUUUAUGGGGAACAAAAUGCUAUGUAGGAUGUUUGUUUACUAAUGCACCCCUCUCACACCCGAUCAUAGAGGUGAUGACAGACUCCUAGCGAUGGCAGCCCUGCCAUGUCUUUCAGGU